GUAUCAAAAUGGCUUCCACUGGAUUGAUGAUGGACGAUACUGAGGACGUUGCUUUAAAUUUUGGUGACGAGGAUGACGCUGCUCGACCGAAAACAGUCAGACAUCCCAUUGCAGUUGUGUGCCAUCUCGCAUUCAGGAUAGGAGCCAUACUCGCAUACCUGUUCUGUGGUUGGUUCAGUGGCAGUUUCAUUGUCAACUUUGUCGUGAUUGUUCUCUUUCUGUCCAUGGAUUUCUGGACUGUGAAAAACAUUUCAGGACGACUUCUUGUUGGCUUACGAUGGUGGAAUCAUGUUGAUGAAGACGGAAAAAGUCAAUGGAUAUUUGAAUCUCAUAAGGGUGCUGCAAAGAGUCUUAUCACAAAUACAGAAUCAAGAAUAUUCUGGUUGUCUCUAGUCGUCUGUGAAGUUGUCUGGGUUGUGUUUUUCUUCGGAACAGUUUUUACCCUCAAUUUCAAGUGGUUUAUGGUUGUAGUCGUAGGGAUCUUACUUAAUGGAGCCAAUCUAUAUGGUUACAUCCGGUGUAAAAUUGGUGCCAAAAAGCAGUUAUCAGGUGCAGCUUCUAGUUUCCUUGGACAACAAGUCUUAAGAUCUUUAAUGAAUGCCAAGUAGGAGGUAGAUGUUUUCUUCAAUGAACAGAAACAAAACGGAUACGGGAAAUUCACAGAAUUAAUCCAGAAUGUUUGGACAAUGUUUCUUUACAUAUGGAUUGUAAAUAUCUAAUGACAUUAUCAAUAUCUGGCAGAACCACACACCCAUUCCAAUUGUUGUUCUGCCAGGUACACUAUUUGUAUUUAUUCAAAAAGAGUACUAAAGUAUUCUUGCCAUAAUAUCUGUGUAUACUCUAUGUAAGCUAUUUAUGAGCUGUAUCUCUGAUGAUCACACUCAUGUCCCCUGAAACAUGCCAACUUUGCCACCUGAGAGGUUGCACUCCUUAAAAUAUAAACAAAAAAUAUGAAAUAUAAAAGGGUAUAAUCAAAAAGCGCUAUUCACUUGGACAAAAUGCCUCUGAUAAUACUCCGUCCUUAUCUGUCUUUGGGGAUAAAUUUCAUCAGGGGCCGCAAAGUUAGAACCAUUUGGGCAAAGUAGGCAUGUUUUACAGAGCAGGUAUUUCAAAAUAGACUCUGCUUUUCAGGAUGGCUGUUUGUGAAAUUGUUAAUUGUCUUUUGUAAGCAAAAGACUGUAUUGAAAUCAGAUGUGUUGCGGAUGCAGUUUCUAAUUCCAGGGAAUGCCUUUGUAGGGUGUUUUGGAAUCACCAUUGGUGUAAAUAUUGUCUUGUAAUGUAAGUGCAGCUUAUUUGGUUGCAGAUAUUCAUAAUAAAGAUUAUCAAUAAUGA
This is a messenger RNA of Lineus longissimus, 1332 nucleotides long. Its product is annotated as Golgi apparatus membrane protein TVP23 homolog B-like. Bases 9 to 608 code for a protein of 199 amino acids. Gene Ontology annotation, biological process: vesicle-mediated transport; protein secretion. Lineage: Eukaryota; Metazoa; Nemertea; Pilidiophora; Heteronemertea; Lineidae. The record is from RefSeq and is a predicted model, not a curated record. The transcript has 8 exons. Gene Ontology annotation, cellular component: Golgi membrane.